AUGACCUGCAGUGUUGCCAGAUAUGAACCGAAUUGGGCAUAUGUGGGACUUUUUCGAACAAAAUUCAAUACAUGGAAUCCACUGCAUGAAUUCAGGAUGGCUGAGGUUCCUCAGUACAAGCUUCUACGUCGAAAAAAGGACGACAAGUCAGACGACAAAGGAGGAUACAUCGGAAGGGAAAAAGGAGGAUACGUCAGAGAAAAAGGAGGAUAUGUCAGUGGAAAAAGGAGGAUACGUCAAAGGAAAAAGGAGGAUACGUCAGAGGGAAAAGGAGGAUAUGUCAGAGGAAAAAGGGAGGAUACGUCAGAGGAAAAAGGAGGAUACGUCAGAGAAAAAAGGAGGAUACGUCAGAGGAAAAAGGAGGAUACGUCAGAGGAAAAAGGAGGAUACGGCAACGGAAAUAGGAGGAUACGUCAGAGGGAAAAGGAGGAUAUGUCAGUGGAAAAAGGAGGAUACGUCAAAGGAAAAAGGAGGAUACAUCAGAGGAAAAAGGGAGGAUACGUCAGAGGAAAAAAGGAGGACACGUCAGAGGAAAAAAGGAGGAUAUGUCAGAGGAAAAAGGGAGGAUAUGUCAGAGGGAAAAAGGAGGAAACGUCAGAGGAAAAAAGGAGGACACGUCAGAGGAAAAAGGGAGGAUACGUCAGAGGAAAAAAGGAGGACACGUCAGAGGAAAAAAGGAGGAUAUGUCAGAGGAAAAAGGGAGGAUAUGUCAGAGGAAAAAAAUAG
Molecule: messenger RNA, 726 nt
Organism: Ylistrum balloti
Lineage: Eukaryota; Metazoa; Mollusca; Bivalvia; Pectinida; Pectinidae
Exons: 2
Coding region: 1-726 (241 amino acids)
Source: RefSeq, a predicted model, not a curated record